This is a messenger RNA of Eruca vesicaria subsp. sativa (arugula), 882 nucleotides long. NCBI's taxonomy places the organism in Eukaryota, Viridiplantae, Streptophyta, Magnoliopsida, Brassicales, Brassicaceae. The record is from the annotation of a GenBank genome assembly.
AUGGCGUACUCAAUUACUACUAGUAGUAACGCUUUCCGGUGUUACUCGGAAACGCUGCGUUUUGCUUCCCGACAACAUCAUUGCGGCCGCGUAAACCCUAACCCUUCCUCUCUCCUUUCCUUUAAUUCCUCCCCCUUUCUCGCUCAGACUUUGGGUGCUUCUCUUUUGUCUGUUUCCCGGCGGAAUAUUCCAGUUAGAGCUAAAAUGGCGGCGUCGGAAGGCUCGAUUAACGGAAGCAAUAGGAUGCUGGUGUUCGUGCCACCACAUCCUUUGAUCAAACACUGGAUCUCUGUCCUGAGAAACGACCAAACUCCUUGUCCUAUUUUCAGGAAUGCAAUAGCUGAACUAGGGAGACUGUUGAUGUAUGAAGCCUCUCGAGAGUGGCUGCCAACUGUUGUUGGAGAAAUCAUGUCUCCGAUGGGUGCUGCUUCUGUUGAAUUCAUUGAUCCUAGAGAGCCUAUAGCGGUUGUUCCGAUUUUAAGAGCUGGUCUUGCUCUUGCGGAACACGCAUCCACAGUUUUGCCUGCAAAUAAAAUAUAUCAUUUAGGAAUAAGUCGGGACGAGAAAACGCUCUUGCCUUCGGUGUAUCUUAACAAGUUGCCAGAUGAAUUUCCCAAGAAUUCCAGAGUAUUUUUGGUGGACCCAAUGCUUGCUACAGGGGGUACGAUAAUUGCAGCGAUGGGUCUGUUGAAGGAACGUGGUUUGUCUGUUCAGCAAAUCAAAGUGAUUUGUGCGGUUGCUGCACCUCCUGCACUAUCAAAGCUUAAUGAGAAGUACCCCGGGCUUCAUGUGUAUGCUGGAAUCAUCGAUCCUGAAGUCAAUGAGAAGGGGUUCAUAAUCCCUGGGCUUGGAGACGCUGGAGACCGCAGUUUUGGGACAUGA